This is a messenger RNA of Ipomoea nil (Japanese morning glory), 1057 nucleotides long. Its product is annotated as protein DOG1-like 1. Bases 7 to 810 code for a protein of 267 amino acids. Gene Ontology annotation, molecular function: sequence-specific DNA binding. Gene Ontology annotation, biological process: DNA-templated transcription. The record is from RefSeq and is a predicted model, not a curated record. The transcript is spliced from 2 exons. NCBI's taxonomy places the organism in Eukaryota, Viridiplantae, Streptophyta, Magnoliopsida, Solanales, Convolvulaceae.
AUUGAAAUGAGCAGCAGCUCCGCCGUGGACCACCGCCGUCUCCGCUGCGUCUUCCAGGACUGGAUAGCGCAGCAGCGGGAGGAUAUGGAGGAGCUGAGCCGGGCGGUGGAGUCAAAUCUCGGCGACGACGAGCUGUUCGGCGUGGUGGAUAGGAGCGUGAAGCACUUCGAGGAGUACCAGCAGCACAGGGCGUUGCUGGCCCAGCAGAACGGCGGGCCGCCGUUCCUGUCGCCGUCGUGGUGCACCACCUUCGAGAACGCCUUCAUGUGGAUCGGCGGCUGCCGCCCCUCGCUCUCCAUCCGCCUCGUCUACUCGCUCUGCGGAGCCGACCUUGAUUCCCACCUCCAGGGGUACCUCCAGGGAGAGCGGAAGGGUAGUUUGGGAGAUAUUUCGGCCACUCAGCUCAACCAGAUCAACGCCCUGCAGUCCAAGACUGUUAGAGAAGAAGACAAGCUUUCCAGCAGGAUAGCAACUUUACAGGAGGACAUGGCGGAUGAGCCGCUGGCAAUGAUAGUGAACAAGAGCAAGAAAGUGGGGGAAUCGAGCUCGGACGUGGAGCGAGCUUUGGACAACCAUGCGGUGGCGAUGGGGCGGAUGGUGGUGGAAGCCGACAAGCUCCGGCUGAGGACACUGACGGAGCUACUCAAAAUCUUGACACCGCUCCAGGCCGCUCAUCUUCUUCUGGUCGCCAAGAAAUUGCAUCUCUCCAUCCAUGAGUGGAGCAAAAAGAGAGACGGCGCCGCCGCCGGCCGUCAAUUCAACACAACCCAAGACGCCGCCGCCGCCGCCUGCAGUGUUUCACCGGGCUAAUCAAUCCACUCAAAAACCAACCACAAAAUUAUACUAAUAUAAAAUAUAAAUAAUUAACGGCGUUUUUGCAUAAAUGUAUAUACAGCAUGCCAACUUAAUUAAACUAGGCUAGAUAUAUAUUAUAGCUAGCUUCUCACUAAUUAUAUUAUAUUAAUUAAAAUGUAACUACUUUAAUUGGUUAGGCUGCAAUUACUUCUAUGCAUUUCGCCAUUUGCAUUUCAUUAAUAAUAUACUUUCAUUUUAAUCA